This is a messenger RNA of Coturnix japonica (Japanese quail), 3727 nucleotides long. The record is from RefSeq and is a predicted model, not a curated record. NCBI's taxonomy places the organism in Eukaryota, Metazoa, Chordata, Aves, Galliformes, Phasianidae.
AAAGAGGCACAGCUCCUUUGUUGUUGCUUUUACUUCAUUUUGUUUACACAACUGAUGCACUAAAAUAAUUCAAAACUUGAAAAUGAUACAUACUCUGUAAAUGUAAUAAGUGAAACCAUUCUCUGACAUUAUUUCAUUCAAGUCCUGUCUCCUCUCUGGCUUGUCAGGACUCCAAGAUGCGUGUUCUGAGCUGAAAUAUUCCUAUUUCCGUAAGUUAAAAGAUGUCUGCUUCAGCUCACCACUACUUAUCAAAUUGCUGUGGAUAGCAGUUUGGGAUGGGAGGCAACAGCAGGUUCCUGAAGAUCCUAGCAUUCCCUGGGAAACAAAGUUAGACUUAGUAGCCGAGCUGGCUUCAUGAUAAGUCAUGUUAGCAGUCUCUGUGGCUCACAAUACAGCGCCUUGAACAGUUCUUGAAAAAUGUGGACUACUGCUGUCUCAAAUGAACUACUUUCCACCCAGCCUUCACUUGGUGAAAGCAUAUCAAGUUAAGAUACGAAAAACAUUCUGUGUAUGUGAGAAGUAAUUGAACAUCUGGAUAAUGUAGUUUGGCAAAACAAGUUGUUAUUCAGAUGUACACUCAGAAAAGCAAAGUCUGCCAGGCUUGUUUCUGUAGCAUUUCUGUCUGACCUUCCAAAUGCAAAAUGCAGUGUCUCCUUUUUGUUGUUGGAAAACUUUAAGAAAAUUAGUAUGGUGAAUGAAGAGCAUCCAGUAGGUUGUUAAAAUAUUAAAACCCCAAGUUCAUUUUAGUCUGUUGAUCCUAGACAGCGUCAUGACGUGUAUUCAGAAUUCUCGUAAUUUACAGAUUGGGUGUGAUGAAGAAUAAGAUAAAUGUAAUAAGCAACUCACAUCUGAAUUGCACAGCCCUUCAUUGACAUGCUCUGUGCAGCUGAGUCCCACAUGAAGCUAGGAUUCUCAGUCUUUUUGCAAAUUGAGAAAGAACAGCCUUGUGCAUGCACAGUGUCUUGUCCACUGCUGAUAAACUAUCCUAUUACUUGCAUCUGACAUUUGUCUUUUCUUUGACAUUCUUGCAUUUGACAUUUGUCUUUUCAUUCCUACCAUGAUUAUUUUUUUCCUAGUAAAGGUGGCUGCCUUAAAACUUUGUAUCUAAUCACAGUUUUCAUGGAAUUUUACUAAACGCUUGGAUUUUUUUGUUUAUUUUGAAGAAGGGGUUCUUUUUUGAUCUUUCUCCUCCGGUUUGGAACUCUCUGCCUUGUAUUUUGACAGCAGAAUUUGAAAUGAGACAGUUUUACUCUUUCUUUUUGUUAGCUGUUGACAGUACUUUUCUUGAUGAAGUCUUUGUGCUACCUGUUAUAUUUUACUGCUUGCACUGUAGAUCCUGCCUUUGAGUGGGCAAUGCACCAAACUUAACAUUCAAAAUUGUGUUCCAAAGAGUUCCAGAUGGUUUCAGUAUCUUUCCAGACAACAUCAGUACAUAAAGACAUAAGUCAGACAUAUCCCACUUGUAGAGUGACUGCGUGCUUCUCUUGUAUUUUUGAUAUUGAUAGAUGAUCCAUUUUGGAAACGAUUUGCUGUAACUAGUCAUGAGGAUUAAGGCUCCCUUGUUCCACUUUCAGUAUCUGUAUUCCACUACGAAGCUGAAAGUUUAUCCAGGAUGUGAGUUCCAAGUAGCCACUUUUGUGUGACAGGAAAUGGUACCAUGCCUGAUAUAACCUAGUGAUUGAUUUCAGAUCAUGCUGCACUCCAAGCUGUUGCGAAGCCUUAUCUUUUAGGUGUAACAAAAGUACAUUUGUUUGGCUAUCAAAAGAAAAUGUUCUAAAUCCUUAAUUUUGUUUUGUAGAGAUACCCUCUUAUAUCCUGCUAUCUUCUCUGUAUUGACAUGAAAGGCAGUGUAUGGAUUUAUGAAAGAAAAAACAUAUUAUGCAAGUAAAUACCAUUCAAAUAGCAUAAGCAUUUGUGAGACAUCAGAACUUGUUUGAUAUGGGGGGAAAAACAAGAUGCUUUUCAACAGCGGCCUGUGCUUGUUUUUAAGGUGCAAGAAGAUGGUUCCCGCAUCAAAGCGAUAUACAAUUCAUCGAUCUUCGAACGUCCUGACUAUUUCACUGAAGAGAUUCGCAAGUUUGUCGGGCGCGAAGAUCAAUAAGGAAGUGAAAUAUCCUGAGUAUUUAGAUCUUCGUGCCUACAUGUCACAGUCAAUCGGAGAACCACUUCUUUAUGCCUUAUAUGCUGUUUUGGUACAUAGUGGAGUCAGUACUCAUACGGGACACUAUUUCUGCUUCAUCAAGGCUGCUGAUGGACUUUGGUAUCAGAUGAAUGAUGCUACGGUAGUGCGAAGUAACAUCAAAACAGUUCUUAGUCAGCAAGCUUAUGUACUGUUUUAUAUCAGGCGCUACGAUUUGACACUUGGAGAACGUACUUUUUACUUACCUGCACCGUCUUAUCCCCAUUCAUUCCUCGGUCAGAGAGGGACUAAUAGUAAGCAGGCUGGUUUUAUGGGACCACGACUUCCUCCUCAUAUGAUUAAGAAUUCAAGUCGUUUAAAUGGAAAUGGAUCUUCAAAAGAGGAUGCCAGUACUGUUGGUGUCACCUUAAAAAGGCCAUCUUCAGCUCCACCCACAGCUUGUGUUCAAAACUGGGCAAUUACCAGGCCUUCAAUAACUAACCCAUCAAAAAAACAGAAAAUCACUAUCAGUAUUCAUAACAAAUUGCCUGCGCGUCAGACAGCGUCACAGCCUGACUGCCGUGCUCUGGAGGAGGAGGCGGAGCUAAACAAGUCUGUUCCUUCAUUCACAUUUACAGAUUCUUCUGCAGCAGAGUCUACCUCAAAUGCAUCAAUGUUAUUUGCUAAUAAUGUUUCCAAACAAGACGCUAUGGAUGAAAUCCUUUUUGAGCCAGUGUUGAAUGGAAAUCUUAAACUCAGCUCUGAUAAUCCAGUCUCUUAUGGUACAGAGCCUUCAGGAAAAUCAGAGUCGUCGUCCUUAUUUACAAGGAAUUGCAACAUAAUAUCUUCUAAUGGAAUUUUGAUUGGAAAAGUCUGUACAUUGCAGAAUUCCCAUUCUUCCUAUCAGAAUGCUGAAGAGGAAAGAUCCCAGCAUGAGCUGCCAACAAAUGAUACACUAAAUGGUGCUAAUAGUUUAGAUAAUGAGCCUAAAUUGAAUGGACUGAAACUUGAUGAUUCCAGUUGCCAAUUCCCACCUGCUAAACCUUCCGAAAUGUUAUUUUCUAAAACCAAUGGAGUGCUUGAAACAAUGCCUAUAGCUUUGUCUCCGGACCCUCAAGAAAUGAUCUUAGAUUCCUUUACAUACGGCCAGUUGAACAGCUUGUCAGAGGAAAUAAGUGUCCCUGGACCUCAGGAAUCUUCGGAGAACAAUUCUCUUAUGGAAACAGUAAUGAUGGAAGCUCUGUUGGUCUAUGAAGAAUCCAGGAAACUUCCUUCUGACUUGAGCCUUGAGGCUGGGAAUCUUUUUAUUCAACCAGAUUCUGAAACCAUUUUUACCAAAGAAGAAGUUGCUGAAGGUAUUAUAACAAAAGCUGAUAAUGCACAACCCAAUAUCAAUGGUCAGCACAAGGUUAGGAAAAGAUCCUUGGACAUUGAAGAUGCUUGCUGCUUACGAAAAAGGGAGAUAGAACGGAGAAGUUUUAAAGCCCUUAUUUUCCUGUGUUCCUAUGUUCUCUAGCAAGUUUCUGAAAGCUUCUGUUUUUUCAGCUGAGAUCUGGUAAUCUUGACCACAAGAUCUUUAAUAGAACAAGGAUGAUGUCUAAGCAGACA